UUUCUUGCCAACCGUCACAGAACACUGAAAAAAAGACGACGAAGAAGCAGCAGCAGCAGCAGCUCGACGGACGAGCGAGGCGGCAGGAGGCUCGAUCGUACUUCAGUCCAUCUUGCUGAAUUUGGAGCGAAUGUUGUGAAUCCUCCACGCGGGACGCCCCUCAUCACGACUUUAGUGGACGAAAACAUCAUUCGUGCAAUCUUCGUCACUUCGGUUGGAGUCGUCUCGUGCACGUUGAAGCUUCUCGGCCGAGCUUAAUUUAGCUUAGCUUAGCUUGCUAACAAAGAGACGCGUUUGUGAUCAAAACUGAGCGUGAGAGCAGAAAGUGUCGUGAUCGGCGGAUGAAAAUGUGUGCAAGAAGGACAGCGGCGUACGAGGAGGAACAUUGCGCCCCAAAAGAGGAGAAGGAGCCACGGCGCCGACUCGUGGACGCCGUGUUCAAUCUGCAGCCUCGAAUUGUGCUACGCAGAGCAGACAACAGUGAACAUCUUCGUACUGAGCAGCAGGAGCCAGAGCCCCCUCACAUCAAAGAGGAGGAGGAGCCCAUUUCGAUUAAAAAAGAGGAGGAAGAAGCUCGGUCCCACAUCAAGCAGGAAGAGGAAGAUAUCACCAAGUUUCCAUCGACUGGUGUCCCUUUGAAGAGUGAAGAUGAUGGUCAAAGUGAGGAGAGCAGAGGGGCGGAGCCUCCAAGCAGCAGGUCAAGUCAACACAUGGCAACAGAAGGUGAUGGAGACCGCUGUGGAGGAUCACAAGCAGACGGACUCUUAGCUCCACUGUCAGAUAGUGACGACAUGACGUCACACUCUCCUCACACUGAAGAUGAUGAUAAACAGUCUGAAGGUGAUAGGACAUGUCACACUGACAACAAACAAUGGAAAUGUUCUCAUUGUGGGAAAACAUUUGCUUAUAAGAGCAUUAUGAAACAACACGUGAGAACACACACUGUUGAGAAACCUUUUUCCUGCUCAGUUUGUGGUCAAAGAUUCAAGCAGAAGAGAAGCUUAAAAUUGCACGCAAUAACCCACACUGGUGAGAAACCUUUUUCCUGCUCAGAUUGUGGUCGAAGAUUCACGCAGAAGGGAAGCUUAAAAUUACACGCAAUAAGCCACACUGGUGAGAAACCUUUUUCCUGCUCAGAUUGUGAUCAAAGAUUCACUCGGAAGGAAUACUUAAAAAUCCACACAAGAAUCCACACUGGUGAGAAACCUUUUUCUUGCUCAGAUUGUGGUCAAAGAUUCUCUGAAAAGGGAAACUUUAAAAAACACACAAGAACCCACACUGGUGAGAAACCUUUUUCUUGCUCAGAUUGUGGUCAAAGAUUCUCUGAAAAGGGAAACUUUAAAAAACACACAAGAACCCACACUGGUGAGAAACCUUUUUCUUGCUCAGAAUGUGGUCAAAGAUUCUCUGAAAAGGGAAACUUUAAAAAACACACAAGAACCCACACAGGUGAGAAACCUUUUUCUUGCUCAGAUUGUGGUCAAAGAUUCAUUCAGAAAGAAUGCUUAAAAAUACACACAAGAAUCCACACUGGUGAGAAACCUUUUCCAUGCUCAGUUUGUGGUCAAAGAUUCACUCGGAAGGAAUACUUAAAAAUACACACAAGAAUCCACACUGGUGAGAAACCUUAUCCAUGCUCAGUUUGUGGUCAACGAUUCACUCGGAAGGAAUACUUAAAAAGACACACAAGAACCCACACUGGUGAGAAACCUUUUUCCUGCUCUGUUUGUGGUCAAAGAUUCACGCAUAAGGGAAGCUUAAAAAGACACACAAGAACGCACACUGGUGAUAAACCUUUUUUCUGCUCAGUUUGUGGUCAAAGGUUCACACAGAAGGGACACUUAAAAAUACACACAAGAACCCACACUGGUGAGAAACCUUUUUCUUGUUCAGAUUGUGGUCAAAGAUUCAUUGAAAAUGGAAGCUUAAAAAGACACACAAGAACCCACACUGGUGAGAAACCUUUUCCCUGCUCAGUUUGCGGUCAGAGAUUCUCUCGUAAGUCUCGGGUUAAGACACACAAGUGUGCUGGUGAGAAUAGCAGUGAUCAAGAUGCUUUUAAUGGAAAUGUUUAAUCUAAAAAGGAUUUACUGAAUGCAGAUUUUUGUAUCCCAGCUUUUACUGUAUCUUCUUCUUGUCCAUAUAUUUUCGAAAAGCCUCCCACGGGCAAAUGUUGAGAAUUAGCACUGGUGCCAAAAUACUUGAAAGGGACAAGUUAAUGGUGUGAACAUAGACACUUCUUCCAUAGUUCUGGACUCAUAAAUGAUAUCUGCAGGAGAAAAAAAGCCCUCCAAAAUAGAUUAAAUCAGAAUUUUAGAAUCCUAUACUGAUAAACUAUUUGAUUUUCAGCCAGAUUUUGGCCCGCCCAUAUUUUGUACAUGUCAGCCUGUUAAAGCCUGACACAUAACGAGCAGGAGCCGAUUCCAUAUCCUCGUUGAACUUCUGUUUUCCGUGGUGUCAUUUUUGCCCAUCUUAAAAGUCUGGAUGAAGUUAUUAUUAUUAUUAUUUUUUUUUACAAUAAUGAGUGAAAAUAGUGAAAUAUGUUGGAACGCUUGUUUCAAAGAAAUGGACCGUUGAAAGGCCUCCUUGAGGAAAGAAGACCAAUACCUCAUCCCACAUCGAGUAAUUCUAGCAGAUUCAUUUCCAAAUAUGUCAGCUGAGUUGAUUCUGUAGGCGGCAUUGUGUGACGGGCGUGGACUUUGGCUAGCUGUCAUAAUGUCGAGGGUCUCCCGGCCGAACGCGUUACGUCGCCUCAUGUCCCGAAACUGCAGCUGAUCUGAUUUGAACUUAUCUGAUCCAUAAAAUAAAAAUAAAAAUGGAUUUAUUGUUGUAAUAUUUUCAGAGGUUGAAGCUGCCAAGAGUAAAGAUGUCCUCAUAAAUUGUUGACAGUUUUUGGACAUUAAGCCAUGUUUUUUUGUGGUUCAUGCAUGAGGCUUGCAAGGAUGUGGCACUCGCCCACCGUGUUGGUAUGAUUUUAAUGGUGACACCCUAAUAAAUUAGCAAUUUUUCAGCCCAUUCAAUUAGUGAUUGAACAUAAUUUUGUGGUACUAGCUGUUGUUCAUGUAGCUGAUCCUUAAUAAAAUACACUGCUUGAAACAGUGA
Molecule: messenger RNA, 3102 nt
Organism: Phyllopteryx taeniolatus (common seadragon)
Lineage: Eukaryota; Metazoa; Chordata; Actinopteri; Syngnathiformes; Syngnathidae
Product: gastrula zinc finger protein XlCGF57.1-like
Exons: 3
Coding region: 342-2075 (577 amino acids)
Biological process (GO): regulation of immune system process; negative regulation of transcription by RNA polymerase II; regulation of cytokine production
Source: RefSeq, a predicted model, not a curated record